Messenger RNA from Aphidius gifuensis, 1494 nucleotides. RefSeq names its product calpain-A-like. NCBI's taxonomy places the organism in Eukaryota, Metazoa, Arthropoda, Insecta, Hymenoptera, Braconidae. Gene Ontology annotation, molecular function: calcium-dependent cysteine-type endopeptidase activity. Gene Ontology annotation, biological process: proteolysis. The record is from RefSeq and is a predicted model, not a curated record. Bases 1 to 1494 code for a protein of 497 amino acids. Gene Ontology annotation, cellular component: cytoplasm. The transcript is spliced from 6 exons.
AUGCCAGUGGAAAAUGUCCAGUUGAUGCAGUACAUAGAUGGUGAAUUUGUUAGAUUGCAACAGCAAGACUACAAUGAUCUACUUGAAAAGACACGAAAAUCAGGCGAGCUAUUUAAAGACAGACAAUUUCCAACAAAACUAUCAAUCUUCAGUUACAAGAGACCCACGCAACUUUCAAAUAAUCCAGUUUUAUUCAUUGAAAAUAAACGUGACAGAAGUUUUCACCUGAGACAAAGAUUACUAGGUGAUUGCUGGUUUUUAGUUGGACUUUUAAAUCUAAAAUAUCAUGAAAAUUUAUUUAAUUUUAUUGUGCCAUCAAGCGAUCAGUCAUUUGAAGAAAAUAAAUAUGCUGGUAUAUUUCACUUCAGAUUUUGGCAGGCUGGCAAGUGGGUUGACAUUGUCAUCGAUGAUCGUCUUCAAACUGUCGGAAAAUUUCUAUGGUAUACAUCUUUAAAAAGUUCCAAUGAAUUUUGGGUGCCUCUAAUUGAAAAAGCCUACGCAAAGCUAAACUAUCGAUCAUACAAAAAACUUGAAGGAGGUUUUGCUUCAAUAGCGAUGCAAGAUUUAUCAGGAUGUAUUCCUGAAGUAUACAUUGUUGCAAGAGAAUAUAAAACAUUAUUUGAAAUUAUUUAUAAUGCAAAAAUAAGACAGACAAUGAUAAGCUGUGGCUCUUAUAACGAAGAGACAUUGAAAAAAAAAAAUAAAAAAAAUUCUUUAAAUAUUGUUUUAGGACAUUAUUAUGCUAUUACAGCUGUGAAAAUAAUUAAAAAAAAAACUGAUGAUCGUGAAUUCAAAUUGAUACGUAUUAACAAUCCACAUGGUUCAAAAGUUUCAAUUCGUUAUCCUCGUAAAAUCAAAAAAAUAUAUACCGAAUUUAAUGAAAUUAACCGAGUUGCUAUGAAGUCUGAAUUACAAAUACAAGUUGAUGGAGAAAGUUGGAUUUUGUACGAAGAUUUCAUAGACUAUUUUGAAACUGUUGAAAUUUGUAAUUUAACACCAAAUUCAGUGAUCGGUGAUAUUUACACAGUAACGACAAAUAAAAAAUUGUCGUUAUCAGCAAAAGAAGGAAUAUUUAUGGGAGGAACCUCGUCGAAGGUAGUAAAAGUAAAUGAUGUGCUUACAAUGAAACCACAAUAUCGUAUUGUAUUAACUGAGCCAGAUGAAGGUCAAGAAAAUGAUAAUACAUGUAGUAUUCUAAUUAGUUUGUCAUUAAAAUAUCAACGUGAUUUAGAAAAUUUUAUCAGUACAAAAUUAGACAUUACUAUUCUAUCAUUUAAUGAAACUGAGGAAAAUAAAUUACAAAAACCAUUGCGUAAUUAUCUUUUACAUGGCCCAAGUUAUAGCAAUUAUAUAACUUCAAUGUCUGGACAAUUGAGUAACCGCUUGACUUUAAAAUUGGGUACAUAUUAUAUUUUACCGUCAAUUAGAAAUAAUAUUAAAGGAGCAACUUUUUAUCUUCAAAUAAUGUCUGAACAAGAAAAUAUUUUAGAGUAA